CACCCCACACACACUCCCUCAGGCUACGUUAUUGUUCCUGCCUAUCAGUGUCAUUUCCACAGGCAGCGCUGGCUGAAAAGGCAGAGAGGAAAGUGAGGCAGGUGAGAGAGGAGUCGAGUCGAGUCGAGGGAGAGAGAGAGGGAGGGAGGACAGGAACUUAAAGAGCAGAAAACGACCAAGCCUGAGGAACCCUGACUGCACUGCUACACCUGUAGAUCCACACAGGGCUUCAGAUCCUCAGAGUAUGCCAUCCCCUCCCGCUAGAGGAUAAACCAGGUGGAGGUGGAGGACUGAACACCUGAGCACGCUGCACAUAGCCAGUUGAACUUCAGAAAACUGCAAACAAGAGGUUGCACCAGCCAACCAAGAUGGACUCUGGCCCGACGGUGUGGCACACCCAGGUGGCUCCUCUGGAGAUGGACGUGGAGAAGGGCCCUGAGCUGCAGUGCUCCAUUUGCUUCAACACUUACGACAAUGUCUUCAAAACACCCAAGCAGCUAGACUGCACCCACACCUUCUGCCUGGAGUGUCUGUCUCGCCUCAUGGCCAUCUCCAUGGACCCUCAGGAGACAAAGAUCUCCUGCCCAUUCUGCCGGCGCCCCACGCCCAUCCCCAAGAACGGCCCCCCAGCCCUCACCACCAGCCAGGAGGUGCUGUGCCGCCUACCCAGCCACCAGCAGCAUGAGGAGCCUGUGUGGUUAGACGGUGAGAAACUGUGCUACAAGCAGCCGUUAGAUACCGGAAAGGCAGCCUUCUGCAUCUGCGUUGACAUCGGAGCAAAUGGGCAGGCUGGGGUCCCUCCUGUCCAAACUCGCUCGAGACCAGGCCUUCUGGAACGUCUGACGGACUGGAGGAAGCUGCUGCUCUUCAUCGUCAUCAUGGUUCUGCUGGUGGUGAUCGUGCUUUGGCCCUUGCAGUGUAUUGUAACAACUGGCUCCAUGCGGUGUGUACCUCGGGCUCCACGGCCCUCGCCCAGCACGGUGGCCCCUUUCACAGUGAAUGAUCCAUGAUGGAACCAAAGGAACAUCACAUCAAGGACAUUCUGAUGGUGACCAACACACUAAAACUGCUUGAAAUCAUAGACAAGUAUAAACUGAGGGUAUUACCAAGAAAAAAGUGUUGGUGCUAAGUUCUAAAAGCAUCUAAAAGAAGGUAUUUGAGGUAUUUUCUGGAGAUCCUAAGCUGUGAUGAAACAAUAUGGUGGUAGACCAUGUCACGUUUGUGGUUGUUGUAUUGUACUGGCUACUGAUACACAACAACUUUCCCAUCAUGAGACACUCUAUAGCAGAGGACCUACCAAAUAUUGUAAACUGGAUUUAUAGUCCAGAUCUGAAGACUACUUCUCUAUACAAAUCCAGUGGAGAGGUCCAAUGGUUUUUCUGGGGUCUUGUUAGUCCAUAGAAACAUGAGGAUCAUAUUCAUCAUCUUGAGAAAGCUUCUCAAGAACAGACAGGGCUUAAACCAACUGGAACAAGCUACCAGGAUGCACUGCCACCUCCACAGCACACUGGACUUGACUGGAUUGAGUUGAUUGAUUGUAUAGAACAGAUACAAUAAUUUUUAGUGUCCCAAAGUCUAGGUGAGAUGCAUUUCUUGGCUGCUAAGUCAUAGACCCCUGUUCCGAAGUGAAGGACCCAUCAGAUAGGAGCUGACAUUACGAGCAAUUUUGAGGGUGCAACUGAUGUAUCCUUCCUGAUCCUCAAUGUAACCCACAAUUAUUUGCACUUCUACAGCAUGAAGGGAAAAAACUGCAGUGGCAAGCACUGGGUGCAAGGCAGAAAACUCACUAGGCAUGGCCAGACAGACUAAUAAAGGACCUUCCACCCUACCUAAGAAGGACACUGAGAAGGUGGCCUAAGAAUCAUUCAAACCUAAGAUGUACACACCAAUGACGACCAAAAAUUUUGCACUUUUCAAAAGUAUUCACGCUCCUUUCUUAAUGAAUCAUACUUGACAUCAUCUUGAUUUUUAAACAAAUGAAUAUACCAAGGUUUUCUGGUAGCUGAGCAAUGAUUUCUGGACAUUUUUAGAAAUAUAGUAGCUACAGUAUUCAGCAGGUGGCUCUUGCCUACGCCAACAUCUAUUAAAAAGUUAUAUUAACUUUUUAAUUGCUACUCUAUGAAUGUCUUACCAUGCAGUUAUUUUUGUUUGUUUUAUAAAACAUUGCGAUGAUCCCCUUUUUUACGGUAUGUACGUAUGUACUUGUGUGUGUAUAUAUAUAUAGUGUAUUUGGCUGCUCUGUGUACGAUGGAACACAUUAUAUUUUGUUUACAAAAAAUAAAAGCUGAGUAAACACUAAA
This is a messenger RNA of Astyanax mexicanus (Mexican tetra), 2300 nucleotides long. RefSeq names its product RING finger protein 223. The coding region runs from base 369 to 1010 and encodes 213 amino acids. The transcript is spliced from 2 exons. Gene Ontology annotation, biological process: protein ubiquitination. NCBI's taxonomy places the organism in Eukaryota, Metazoa, Chordata, Actinopteri, Characiformes, Acestrorhamphidae. The record is from RefSeq and is a predicted model, not a curated record. Gene Ontology annotation, molecular function: ubiquitin protein ligase activity.